Molecule: messenger RNA, 1568 nt
Organism: Episyrphus balteatus (marmalade hoverfly)
Lineage: Eukaryota; Metazoa; Arthropoda; Insecta; Diptera; Syrphidae
Gene: dpr8
Product: zwei Ig domain protein zig-8
Exons: 8
Coding region: 643-1515 (290 amino acids)
Biological process (GO): synapse organization
Cellular component (GO): neuron projection membrane
Source: RefSeq, a predicted model, not a curated record
UGAAUGUUUCUGCUGUGUAAUUUUAAACUCUUUGGCCAUUUAAAUUUAAUAAGUGUUAAUUACUGUUUAUUAGUGUUAAUAAUUUUUGUAAUUUAUCGCGACUUUUCGUACCUAUAAUUAGACUCUACAACUAUAUGGAUUAUAAAGAAUAUUUCAGAAGAAUGCAUCUUGAGAGCCUUAAAUGAAAUAACAUCAAUUUUGUAAUUAAAGGAAAAGCAACUAAAUACAACAUUUUCCAGUUUAUUCCUGAUUAUCAACAAUAAAGGAAUUCAUUAAAUCUGUCAAUUCAAGCCAAAUUAUGAGCAAUUAACAUUUUAUUGCUGAUUUUUACAACCAGUCUACUUUCGAACUAUUCCUACUAUCAACCAACAAUUAUGAAUAUAUUGUCCUUUCGAUUUAAUUCCAAGGAUUACCCGAGGAAAAAAUUAACCGUUCGUAAAAUACUUUCAAUAAAUUGAAAGCAACAGAAUCGAAAUGAUUAAAUAGAAGUACGAAAAUAAAAUUUAAAAAUAAAAAUUAAGCAUAUUUAAUUAAAGACAAAAACCAAACAGCAUGUGCAAAUGUUGAACGGACUCAUUUUCGGAACUUCAGGUAGAAAUGGGAUUACGACGAUAAUUGAACUUCAGAGACAAAUACCACAACAUGGCUCAAUGCUAUCUGAUUCUGUUUGUCCUUUUUAUGUAUUCAGGAUCACUCGAAGGCGCAUCAAAACGAUUCUUUACAGAUUUUCUACAAGAACUACCCACACCCGGUACUGGAGGACCAACUUUUGAUACCACAGUGCCCGCAAAUAUAACCGGGUUAGUGGGGAAAACCGUCAAGCUGGUGUGCCGAGUGAAAAACCUGGGAAAUCGAACGGUCUCUUGGGUGCGACAUCGUGAUAUUCACCUGCUUACAGUUGGUCGUUAUACAUAUACAUCAGACCAACGAUUUGAAGCCAUGCACUCGCCGCACGCUGAGGACUGGACACUUCGAAUACGUUAUGCACAGAGAAAGGACUCAGGCAUCUAUGAAUGCCAAAUAUCGACAACUCCUCCAAUAGGACACUCAGUCUAUCUGAACAUUGUUGAACCUAUUACAGAAGUAAUUGGCGGCCCUGAACUCCACAUCAACAGAGGAUCAACAAUAAACCUCACAUGUAUAGUAAAAUUUGCUCCAGAACCUCCGCCCACAGUAAUUUGGUCGCACAACCGACAAGUCAUAAAUUUCGAUUCACCCCGAGGUGGAAUAUCAUUAGUAACAGAAAAGGGUGUCCUUACAACCAGCCGGUUAUUGGUUCAAAAAGCCAUCCAACAGGAUUCGGGACUGUAUACGUGUACGCCAUCAAAUGCAAAUCCAACAUCAGUUCGAGUACAUAUCGUAGAUGGCGAACAUCCAGCAGCAAUGCAUCAUGGCGGUGUCUCCCCCAACUGCAGACUGUCACAUACAUUACUCCUAUUGUUAUCCCUGGCAAUAACAUUUCGAUUGCAUCAUAAGAUUCGAUGGAAAAAUUCCAAAAAGCUAUCGAGUACAUAGCCCUUAAUGGAAUUGUCACUGUAAAAUUUACUAUCCUGUUAUCAUUAUUAUUA